Molecule: messenger RNA, 3168 nt
Organism: Haliotis rufescens (red abalone)
Lineage: Eukaryota; Metazoa; Mollusca; Gastropoda; Lepetellida; Haliotidae
Product: A-kinase anchor protein 17A-like
Exons: 4
Coding region: 489-1946 (485 amino acids)
Source: RefSeq, a predicted model, not a curated record
AUAUUUGAAUGUGUCACCUUGUUUACGUGAUCUAAUCAUAUUAUAAAUGUUUGAAACAUAGAGUAACGUGGAUGAAUACAUAAUGUCAAAUUUCUUGUAUAUAUAGGGGUCUAUAUAUUCAUUGUCGUAUUUCCUACGGGGCCGUUUUCGCUAAUGAUGACUUGGUACAUUUUCGCCAACGAGAUAUGGGGCCGUUUUGGAAUGGGGCCGGUUUAGCCAGCACCCGGCAUUUGAACGCCACAGCGAAAAAUGUCAUUGGUUUUAUUCUUCCCAAACAAUGAGUGGUAUUCAGUUAGCAGAUCAGAGAAUAAACAUCACGGUAGUGUUGAAAGUAAACUGCAGUCUCAUCACACGUGCGCUUUGUAAGAUUACAUGAAAUUCGAGUGUCUGCAUCAAAAGUAAAGUAAUUUGUGUCGUUCAUGAAAAGUAUAUAGGGCUAUUAUUCACCAUUGGUGACUUGUGACUGUGCAAGUGUCAAAACAAAGAAAAUGUCAAACACGACUGUUUGUAAUGACACAUCCGAGGCAGUUGAACUUCAUGAACCGAUGAAGAUUUAUCUAAAACCUAUAGCUAAACUCAAUGUGUGCGUCCAACUUCCACAGUUAAAGACACCGGGGAAGAGUAUAUCAAACUGGGAGGUAAUGGAAAAGGUAAAGCAUAUGAUCAGACCAGAAAUAUUUAUCACAUUAAAAAUUGUUAAAAGCUCUUUGGAGUUCAUUCGCUUAGAGGGUGAAAUUGAAAACAAAGGAAAAAUAAAGUUGUUGAUUGCAAAACUUGAUGGAAAAGCCAUCAAGCUAAGUGGAUUUCCUGAUAGCUUAAAAGUAAGAGCUGCAGAAGCAAAGAUAAGUUUUCCUCUAAGACAUGAUUGGGAUUCAUAUUUCCGUGAUGCGAAAAAUAUGAAUGAGAUGAAAAGUGGGGAAAGACCAGAUACCAUUCAUUUCAAAGAUUUGCCAACGAGGUGGUUUGCUUCAAGAAAGGAUUCAAAGAAAGACAAGCCUUGUGAGCAGGUGCUAAGGAGGGUAUUUGAAGUGUUUGGAGAGGUUCGAUGUGUGGAUAUUCCAAUGUUAGACCCAUACAGAAAGGAAAUUAUUGCAGCCACAAAGCCAGGGUCCAUACAGACAUUCUGUUAUGGUCAAGAUCUCACAUUUGAUGCUUAUGUUCAGUUCAAGGAGUACAUUAGUUUUGUCAAGGCUAUGGAUGCGUUGCGAGGUAUGAAGCUGAUGAACAAGGAUGAAGAAGGCAAGGCACUCACUGCAAAUAUCAAAGUUGAUUUUGAUAAGACAAAGCAUCUAUCUGACAAAGCAAUUCGGAAACGUCGUCUUGAGCGUGAAAAAUUAGAAGAACUGGAGAAGAUUCGAUUGAUGAAAAGUAAACAGGAAAAAGAAGAAAACGAAAGAAAGGAAGAAGAAGAGAGACAAAAGAAAAUCCAUGAUGAACGAGAAAGAGAAAGGAGAAAGCAGGAGAAGUUGGAGAUAAGAGAGGAAAGGAGAAAGGAAAGAGAAGAACAAAGACGAGACAGACACUUGAAAAGAAGACGUUGUGAGGAAGAGGAGCGCAUGAAGCUAAAGAUUGCCAUGGAGGAACGCAAAUUGCUGCUGGCCAAGAGGAAACUAGAGUCGCUGCAUUUGUUGACUGAGCUUUUCAACAGGAUUAAGGAGGAUAAAUUUAAGGAGGAUCUGGAGAGGAAGGAAAAAGAACUAGAAUGUGAGAGAGUGAAGCAGGUGGAAAUGGAGCGGAAAAGGAAACUAGAGGAAGAAAUGAGGAAAGCUGAAGUUAAGAAAAGAAAGCAGGAAGAACUGAUGUGUCAAGAAAAGGAAUUAAGGGAAAAAAUACUGAGAAAUAUUAAAGCCAAAGAAGAAAAGAAACUAGAGCUAGAAAGAGAACUUUUAAGAAAGAAACUGUCAGGAAAGCACAAACUGAAGAGCGCUGUUGUCUUGAAGAAGUGACCUAUACUGACUAUGGAGCAAUUGUAAUGAGUGCAUAACGUUCUGCCAUGUUUGUUCAAGAUAUUGCUAAAGUAAAGCCAUUUCACAAAAAAUAGUAUCUUCUUUCUCUGCAUUGUAAUAAAACCAAAUUGGAUAGGUUGGAAAACUAGUUUACUUUUUUGGUCACCAUAUACUGUAUUUAAUCUUAGAUAAGCUGGACCUUUGAUUACCAGAAUUUAAAUUUGUUUGUAGAUUGGGGUCGGCCUUUGUAAAUGUUACACUUUCAUCAAACUAUUUUCUAAUUUGGUAAAAAAACCUACAUCAUAUCGCUUGUUAUUGUAGCAGUUGUUCAGAUGAACGACCAACGCUGUAAAAAGAAAUUGUCAAUGAAAAUGUUAAACAUCUCAAGACAUAAUGAGAAACCAUUUCAAUCGUAUUUCUUGUUAUGCAAUUCCCUAUUUAUACUUGUAGUUGUACAAAAUGUUCUAAAUGUUUUUUCAGGUGAACAACUGACUUGACUUUGCAUGUGAGGACAGGAUACGCUCACUUUUUUGUGAUCACUUGGUAUCAUCACUAUUUGAUAGUGAUUCAUAAUACUUGCUCAUGAUAUACAUGUAGUCAGAAUCAUACCGUGGACUCUGAUUUUGGCACAAGAUUACCGAUUGUAUUUGUCUCAUAAAUUAAGCCGGAAAUAGCUAUAAGCUGUACACAGAUUUUCUCCCAAUCUACCGGUGAUUAAGUUAAAAAAUACCCCAAAAUAUUACUGAAUAGAAUUUUUGAUGCAAUGAUAAGAAAAAAAAAGUAUCUGAAGAUAUUAUUUCACCAGGAAUAAUAUUUUAAACUAUUGUGUUAUUUAAUUGCAGGUUUUAUUAUAGUCAUUUAAAAUAAUAAUCAUAACCAGGGUUAUGUGGUAGCACUUUGGUGUAUUGUGGGAUACUUUUCACGUAUGGAACAAUAUGUUAACAUAUAUAUAUAUAUUGUCAAACUACACUACACUAACUACACAUUUUAAUGAGUCAAAGUUUGGCAGUUAUGAUAUAUGUAUCCAUUAUCUGACAACUAAAGUUGUGGUUGCUGAGAUUAAUGUGAGUUUCUGCUGCUGCAGUAUAUGGUAAAGUGGAUCCUAUGGAAUGGGGUAAAUGGAAGAUGUAAGUAUCGGAGGGAUGCAUGAUUUUGCUGUUAUUAAUGUAAACAUUAUUGAGUGAAAUGUUGAAUAAAAUUAAUUAAAAAAAUAUCAACAUAA